Messenger RNA from Mytilus trossulus (common blue mussel), 488 nucleotides. RefSeq lists its product as uncharacterized. NCBI's taxonomy places the organism in Eukaryota, Metazoa, Mollusca, Bivalvia, Mytilida, Mytilidae. The record is from RefSeq and is a predicted model, not a curated record. The transcript is spliced from 3 exons. The coding region runs from base 75 to 404 and encodes 109 amino acids.
CUCACAAUAGAUAAAAGGCGAUAGGGCAGAGUACAAGAACUUUUAGUAGUCACAUACUUUAAAACAGCAACAAGAUGAAGAUCUGUAUUGUAUUUAUCGCUGUUUGUAUUGUUCUUUGUAAGGGUUUCAUUUUUGAUUCCUGCACAAAAGAUUCUGACUGUACAAAUGGGUGUUGUGUAUCAGCUACUUUUGGCCACCAUUGUAAUCAUAAUUUUUUAGCUCUCCAUGCGCAAUGUCAUCUUAGUAAUAAAGAAUACACAACAUGUGGUUGUGGACCAGGUUUAGUUUGCAAAGAUCAUGUCGAGGGGUCUCAAAUUGCUAUUGAAACACGGCCUGGUGUUGGAUAUUGCGAGACUGGAAACAAAACAGUAUCAUCUGGAGGGGCUAUAGCAACAGAAGGUUAAGCCAAACGUGCAUUAAACAUAUAUAUACAUUUUAAAUUGAUGUUGUUUUUAUAUUGAAUAUUACUCAUUAAAAAUUUCAAUUUA